This is a messenger RNA of Ornithorhynchus anatinus (platypus), 6103 nucleotides long. RefSeq names its product CF transmembrane conductance regulator (gene CFTR). The transcript has 31 exons. Gene Ontology annotation, molecular function: ATP binding; ABC-type transporter activity; ATP hydrolysis activity. The record is from RefSeq and is a predicted model, not a curated record. Gene Ontology annotation, cellular component: cytosol; plasma membrane; apical plasma membrane. Lineage: Eukaryota; Metazoa; Chordata; Mammalia; Monotremata; Ornithorhynchidae. Gene Ontology annotation, biological process: chloride transmembrane transport; bicarbonate transport. The coding region runs from base 1 to 5190 and encodes 1729 amino acids.
AUGGUACUAGCAAGUAACGGAAGUGGCCGGUGCAGUUAUGCCAAGCUCGGUAGACAGACCGGCUUGGUGGGCAGCACUCAAGAGACGAGUCGCUCUCCUCAGGCUCAGGAACAUCAGGAAGUCACGAAGCAGCUGCAGGUGCUGCAGGCUGCUUUUUUAUUCCCCCCACCCCGCGACCAUCAGUAUAAACCUGAAAGUGCCUUAAGAUCUUUAGAAGAAAUGUGUUCCAUCGCAAAGCAGAGCUACACGAACGCGUCUCGCCCCAUUCUUUUAAAGGAGUCGCCCGUCAACCCUCAUAAUCUGCCGACUCAUGACUACCAGCCCCGGCCGCCCUCGCCACCUGUUCGGGAUGACGAAGCCCGUGCCCACCGCCGUGCCCAGCUCGUCCCCUGGGGCUCCUCGGAGCUAAAGCCCCUCGAGAUGGCGCGGCCAGGGGAGGUCUCUCCGUCCUUUUUCAAAAUGCACCUCGCCGGCGGCCCAGCGCGGCUGGACAAGCCCGGAGGCCGGGGCGGAGGAGGAGGAGAAGGAGGAGGAAGGUGCGGGAAGCCGCUCGAGUCCCGUGGCGGCCGCGUCCUGGUGUCCCGCCGCCCGCAGGCGGAGCUCAGCCGGCAGGCGAGGCUGCAGCCGUCGUGCGCUCCCGCAGGGCGGCCCGGCAGCGCCCCGAGGACCAUGCAGAGAUCACCGCUGGAGCGAGCCAACCUCUUCUCCAAACUUUUCUUCAGACCGGGCAAGAUACCGGAAUCAACUAAUGGAAGUGUUUUCCUCUCUCUGUUUUUUUUUCUUUUUAGCUGGACAAAACCGAUUUUGAAGAAAGGAUAUAGACAACAUCUGGAAUUGUCCGACAUAUAUCAAAUUCCCACCGCUGAUUCAGCUGACAACCUAUCUGAAAAACUAGAAAGGGAAUGGGACAGAGAGCUGGCUUCCAAGAAGAACCCCAAACUCAUUAAUGCCCUUCGACGAUGCUUCUUCUGGAGAUUCAUGUUCUAUGGACUCUUGCUGUAUUUAGGGGAGGUGACCAAGGCAGUGCAGCCUCUCCUCCUGGGGCGAAUCAUUGCCUCCUAUGACCCAGACAACGCUCACGAACGCUCUAUCGCGUACUACCUGGGCAUCGGCCUGUGUCUUCUCUUUAUUGUGCGCACCCUGUUGCUGCACCCUGCCGUUUUUGGCCUCCAUCACAUCGGAAUGCAGAUGAGGAUCGCCCUGUUCAGUCUGAUUUACAAAAAGACUUUAAAAUUGUCAAGCCGAGUCCUGGAUAAAAUAAGCACCGGACAGCUCGUUAGCCUUCUUUCAAACAACUUGAACAAAUUUGAUGAAGGUCUGGCGCUGGCCCAUUUUGUGUGGAUCGCGCCUCUCCAGGUGAUGCUGCUGAUGGGGCUGCUGUGGGAUCUGUUGCAGGCCUCCGCCUUCUGCGGCUUGGCAGUCCUCGUCGUCCUUGUCCUCUUCCAAGCCUGGCUGGGGCACAGGAUGAUGAAGUACAGAGACAGAAGAGCCGGAAAGAUAAAUGAGAGACUUGUGAUCACCGCAGAAAUUAUUGAGAAUAUCCAAUCCGUUAAAGCCUACUGUUGGGAGGAAGCAAUGGAAAACAUGAUUGAAAGCCUCAGAGAAACGGAACUGAAGCUGACCCGAAAGGCUGCUUAUAUGAGGUACUUCAAUAGCUCAGCCUUCUUCUUCUCGGGGUUCUUCGUGGUGUUCCUGUCGGUGCUACCCUCCAUGCUGACCAAGGGAAUUGUCCUCCGCAAGAUAUUCACCACCAUCUCGUUCUGCAUCGUACUGCGGAUGGCGGUCACCCGGCAGUUCCCCUGGGCCGUGCAGAUGUGGUACGACUCCAUCGGAGCGAUUUACAAGAUACAGGAUUUCCUUCAAAAAGAAGAGUACAAGACAUUGGAAUACAACUUAACAACUACAGAUGUUGUGAUGGAAAACGUAACAGCUUUCUGGGACGAGGGAUUCGGGGAAUUGCUCGUCAAAGCAAAGCAAAAUGACAGUAGCCGAAAAGUCUCCAGUGAUGACAAAAACCUCAUCUUUAGUAACAUCUCGCUCCUCGGUCCCCCUGUCCUCAAAGACAUCAGUUUCAAGAUAGAAAAAGGACAGUUGUUGGCUGUAGCUGGAUCUACUGGGGCAGGCAAGACCUCACUGCUGAUGAUGAUCAUGGGUGAGCUGGAGCCUUUGGAAGGCAAAAUCAAGCACAGCGGAAGGAUCUCCUUCUCUCCCCAAUUCUCGUGGAUCAUGCCAGGAACCAUCAAGGAGAACAUCGUCUUCGGGGUUUCUUUCGAUGAGUACCGAUACAGGAGUGUCAUCAAGGCCUGCCAAUUGGAGGAGGAAAUCUCCAAGUUUGCAGAAAAAGAUAAUACAGUCCUGGGGGAAGGUGGCAUCACCUUGAGUGGAGGUCAGCGGGCCAGAAUUUCAUUAGCCAGAGCAGUGUACAAAGAUGCUGACUUAUAUCUCCUAGACUCUCCUUUUGGCUACUUGGAUGUGCUUACGGAAAAGGAAAUAUUUGAAAGCUGUGUCUGCAAGCUUAUGGCCAAUAAAACGAGGAUCCUCGUCACUUCCAAAAUGGAACACUUGAAGAAAGCCGACAAAAUCUUAAUUCUGCACGAAGGCAGUUGCUAUUUCUACGGCGCGUUUUCAGAACUUCAGAACCUGCGGCCAGACUUCAGCUCCAAGCUCAUGGGCUACGACUCCUUCGACCAGUUCAGCGCCGAAAGGAGAAACUCCAUCCUGACGGAAACCCUGCGGCGUUUCUCCCUGGACGGCGAUGCCGCCGGCUCCUGGAAUGAAACUAAGAAGCAGUCGUUCAAGCAGACGGGAGAGUUUGGCGAAAGAAGAAAGAACUCCAUCCUCAACCCGCUCAACUCCAUCCGGAAGUUCUCCCUGGUCCAGAAGGCUCCGCUCCAGAUGAACUGCAUCGACGAGACCCUGGACGAGCCGCCGGAGCGGAAGCUUUCCCUGGUACCCGACAGUGAGCCAGGAGAGGCCAUCCUCCCCCGCAGCAACAUGCUAAACCCUGGGCCGGUGCUCCGAGCCCGGAGGAGGCAGUCGGUCCUGAAUCUGAUGACCCGGCCUUCCAUUCACCAAGGCUCGAGCCUUUACAAGAAGGGCAGCGCCUCGGCCCGCAAGAUGUCCGUGGCCCCUCAGUCCAAUAUGUCGGAGAUGGAUAUCUAUUCCCGGCGCCUCUCAAAAGACAGCGGAUUGGAAAUCAGCGAGGAGAUUAACGAGGAAGAUUUAAAGGAGUGCUUUAUUGAUGACAUAGAGAGCACGACUUCUGUGACCACAUGGAAUACAUAUCUCAGAUACAUGACCAUUCACAAGAAGUUGAUUUUUGUGCUAAUGAUGUGCCUAGUCAUCUUUUUGAUUGAGGUGGCUGCGUCUUUGGUUGGGCUGUGUUUAUUCAAAGAUGGGGCCUCAAGAAUGAAUUCCACCAGUAAUCUAAACCACACGAGCACACUCGAUUGGUUCGCCGUGAUCGUCACCAACACGAGCACCUAUUACAUGUUUUAUAUUUAUGUGGGGGUAGCAGACACCUUGCUUGCCCUGGGGUUCCUCCGUGGACUCCCCCUGGUGCACAGCCUGAUAUCCGUUUCCAAAAUUCUCCACCAGAAGAUGCUGCAUUCGGUCCUGCAGGCGCCCAUGUCGACUUUCAACACUUUGAAAACAGGUAGCAUUCUCAACAGAUUCUCCAAAGAUAUGGCCAUUUUGGAUGACCUUCUGCCACUUACAAUAUUUGACUUCAUUCAGCUACUGCUGAUUGUGAUUGGAGCCGUGACAGUCGUGUCAGCUUUACAACCCUACAUCUUCCUCGCCUCUGUGCCAGUGGUAAUAGCCUUUGUAUUGUUGAGAGCAUACUUUCUCCGCACAUCCCAGCAACUUAAACAACUGGAAUCUGAAGCCCGGAGUCCAAUAUUUACUCAUCUUAUUACAAGCUUAAAGGGGCUAUGGACAUUGCGUGCAUUUGGACGCCAAACGUAUUUUGAAGCGCUGUUCCACAAGGCUCUGAAUUUACACACCGCCAACUGGUUCCUGUAUCUGUCCACUCUCCGCUGGUUCCAAAUGAGGAUAGAAAUGGUAUUUGUCAUCUUCUUCAUUCUGGUGACCUUCAUCUCCAUUUUAACCACAGGUGAUGGAGAAGGGAAAGUUGGAAUUGUUCUAACAUUAGCCAUGAACAUCAUGGGUACAUUGCAGUGGGCAGUAAACGCGAGCAUUGAUGUGGACAGUUUGAUGCGGUCUGUGAGCAGAGUAUUUAAAUUCAUCGACAUGCCAACCGAGGAGCACAGGCCCACCCACCCAGCAAAGAACAAAGACAUCUCUGGAGUCCUGAUCAUUGAGAACCAGCAUGUGAAGAGAGAGAAGAACUGGCCUUCAGGAGGCCAAAUGACCGUCCAGGACCUCACAGCCAAGUACCUAGAUGGAGGUCCGGCCAUCUUGGACAAUAUCUCCUUUUCGAUAAGUUCCGGUCAGAGGGUGGGCCUGCUGGGAAGAACGGGCUCAGGGAAGAGCACUUUAUUGUUCGCCUUUUUGAGGCUGCUGAACACUGAAGGAGAUAUCCGGAUCGAUGGCAUAUCCUGGGACGCAGUACCUGUGCAGCAGUGGAGGAAGGCGUUUGGAGUAAUACCUCAGAAAGUAUUCAUAUUUUCCGGAAGUUUUCGAAAGAACCUGGAUCCCUAUGGGCAGUGGACAGACCAGGAACUAUGGAAAGUGGCAGAGGAGGUUGGGCUGAAAUCGGUGAUCGAACAGUUCCCGGGGCAGCUGGACUUUGUCCUCAUCGACGGAGGCUACGUCCUGAGCCACGGCCACAGGCAGCUCAUGUGCCUGGCCAGGUCGGUUCUCAGCAAGGCGAAAAUCCUGCUCCUCGACGAACCCAGUGCCCACCUGGACCCCAUAACAUACCAGGUCAUUCGCAAAACUCUAAAGCAAGCAUUUACCAACUGCACAGUCAUCCUCUCAGAACACAGGAUAGAAGCAAUGCUCGAGUGUCAACGCUUUCUGGUGAUAGAGGAGAACAAGGUCCGGCAGUACGAGUCUAUCCAGAAGCUGCUGAAUGAGAAGAGCGUCUUCAAGCAGGCCAUCAGCCACUCGGACAAAAUGAAGCUGUUCCCCAUUCACCGCCGGAACUCGAGCAAGCGCUUGUCCAGGCCCAAAAUCACGGCCCUCCAGGAGGAGACGGAAGAGGAAGUGCAGGACACCAGACUCUAGCGAGAGGGAGGCACGUGGCCCCACCGAUGGCCGAGUCCCGUCGGCCACGUCCCGGCAUCCGAUGUGGCUUGGACGACCGCCCCCAAGUGCCUGCUUCCCGGCUUUCCCACGCCGGUGGAAUAGCGCACGAGGCGUGGCCGGCCCUGGAAGAUUUGCCCUGGCUUCCAAUAAGCUGGAUUUCCCCGAGAAAAGCAAAAACCUCGAAGCCCAUCUCCUUUCGGUGUGAAGGAUGAGAGGCACGAACCUGUGAAGACUGGCUCCGAGGCCCCGCCAACGCCUCCCCCCACCCACUGCUCUGUUAGGGCCCGAGGGGAGAGAGGUGAGCUUCCUUGGCCACCUGGUGGGGCCCAUGAUGAGAAUCAAAUUUUCCAUGAUUGCCUUAGGCUUAUUGAUUUCCUUCCACCGAUUGUCCUUAGAGAAACGAAAGCGAGACCCAUCGGCUGUCUGCCCGAUCCUUCCUUGUGACCCUGGCUGCUGUAGGACCCCAGGAGAGCUCCACUCCUCAGGAUCUCCCCAGGCCCUGUCUCCAGAGGCAACAGAGAACAAGGUGGAGGAGAGCUUUUGCGGGUUCUUUCCAGGGCCUGGGGGACUCCCAAUCAUUUGAACUCCAAUGCAUCCCACCUGAGGUUCUGGGUUCAGAGGUCACAGUGGAUGUUCUCAGACCCCGAUGCUAUUCAUGCUUUCUACUGGCUUUUCUGAGGGAAAGAGAGGCAGAAUGAGAAGCAGACCCACUGAACUAGAAUUAAUCUUGAAUCAGUUUUUAUAUAUUUCCGGUUUGCAAUUUCAUGAUGCAAAUGAAUUUUCCUCUAGAAAAAUAUUAUUUAUUUUAAUAUCGUCAAAAACUUGUACUGAGAGAAUGCUGUAUUUUAAGAAUGAUUACCUUCUGCACUAUAAAAAUAUAUUUGUAUGAAAA